Mauremys mutica (yellowpond turtle) is the source of this 6445-nucleotide messenger RNA. It is a transcript of the gene PPM1A, whose product is annotated as protein phosphatase, Mg2+/Mn2+ dependent 1A. The record is from RefSeq and is a predicted model, not a curated record. Lineage: Eukaryota; Metazoa; Chordata; Testudines; Geoemydidae. Gene Ontology annotation, cellular component: nucleus; cytosol. The coding region runs from base 278 to 1426 and encodes 382 amino acids. Gene Ontology annotation, molecular function: protein serine/threonine phosphatase activity; manganese ion binding; magnesium ion binding. Gene Ontology annotation, biological process: protein dephosphorylation; positive regulation of canonical NF-kappaB signal transduction; negative regulation of canonical NF-kappaB signal transduction. The transcript has 6 exons.
GGGCGGCGCUGGGCUCGAGGCAGGGCGAGAACGAGCGGGGUGGGGGCGGGAGGAGGACGAGGGGGGGGAUGAGCUCUUGGUUCCCCCUGGCCAGAGAGCCGCUCUCCGCAGCUGCCUGUGAAUGAACUGAAGCGAGGCCGCCGGCCCGCCGGCCCAGCCCCGCCGCGGAUCCCUACCCCGGCCCCUCGGCGCGCAGAGCGCGGCCCUGCCCUCCCUCCGCUCCCCGGAGAGCCGGUGCCUUUGGCCGCCGCCGCGGGAACUGAAGGAACAAGUCAUCAUGGGAGCAUUUUUAGACAAGCCAAAGAUGGAGAAGCAUAAUGCCCAAGGGCAGGGUAAUGGGCUACGUUAUGGGCUAAGUAGUAUGCAAGGUUGGCGAGUUGAGAUGGAGGAUGCACAUACAGCUGUUAUUGGUUUGCCAAAUGGACUUGAUGGAUGGUCAUUUUUUGCGGUAUAUGAUGGGCAUGCUGGAUCCCAGGUUGCCAAAUACUGCUGUGAGCAUUUAUUAGAUCACAUCACAAGCAACCAGGAUUUUAAAGGGUCCGAUGGACCACCCUCUGUGGAAAGUGUAAAGAGUGGAAUCAGAACAGGUUUUCUGCAAAUUGAUGAACAUAUGAGAGUAAUCUCUGAGAAGAAACAUGGCGCAGAUAGAAGUGGGUCAACAGCGGUGGGUGUCAUGAUUUCUCCUCAACACACUUACUUCAUCAACUGUGGAGACUCAAGAGGUUUACUUUGUAGAAACAGGAAGGUUCACUUCUUCACACAAGAUCACAAACCAAGUAAUCCACUGGAGAAAGAGCGUAUACAGAAUGCAGGUGGUUCUGUAAUGAUUCAACGUGUGAAUGGCUCUCUUGCUGUGUCUAGAGCUCUUGGGGACUUUGAUUACAAAUGUGUCCAUGGGAAAGGCCCUACAGAGCAGCUUGUCUCACCUGAGCCUGAAGUUUAUGAAAUUGAGAGAUCAGAAGAAGAUGAUCAGUUUAUCAUACUGGCUUGUGAUGGUAUCUGGGAUGUUAUGGGAAAUGAAGAGCUCUGUGACUUUGUAAGAUCAAGACUUGAAGUCACUGAUGACCUUGAGAAAGUUUGCAAUGAGAUAGUCGACACCUGCUUGUACAAGGGAAGUCGAGACAACAUGAGUGUGAUUUUGAUCUGUUUUCCAAAUGCACCAAAGGUAUUGCCAGAGGCGGUGAAGAGAGAGGCAGAGUUGGACAAGUACCUGGAAAGCAGAGUAGAAGAGAUCAUAAAGAAGCAGGGUGAAGGAGUACCAGACUUAGUCCACGUGAUGCGUACGUUAGCAACUGAGAGCAUCCCAAACCUCCCGCCAGGGGGUGAAUUGGCAAGCAAACGGAGUGUGAUUGAAGCUGUUUAUAACAGACUGAACCCCUAUAGAAAUGAUGAUGCUGACUCUGCAUCAACUGAUGAUAUGUGGUAAAACUGCCCAUCUAGCUGUGGAAUUUACAUUCAUCCUCCAGUUGAAAGUGCGGCCCAACCUCAGUGACCCUUCUUAACGUCCAUCUUCAACCUUAUUUAAAGAAGGGAUUAUGAUGUGUUGGUGAGAGUGACUACACCAGAAAACUACAGCAGUACGACAUCUAGCCCAGGAACUGAUGUUUUUUUUGUAAAACAGACUUCUGUAAACGUGAUUUCAAACCAUAAUUCAUGUUGUAAAUCAGACUCCAGCAAUUUAUGUUGUAUGAUUUUUGUUUAUGUAAAGUGCAAUUGUCCUUGUACAAAAUGCUCAUAUUUAAUUAUGAACUGCUUUAAAUCACUAUAAAGGUUAGAAGAAAUGUUUGGCUUGUUGUGUGAUGCAACAAAUAUAUAGCCCUUUAAAUUUAUGUUGUGGUUUUGGAUUGCAAGGAGCAGCAGCCUAGCCAGCUAGAUGCUCAAGAGGUGCACAAAACUGUAAAAUUACUUUUUAUUUUAUAUAAAGCAGAACAUUCGGGCAAUUUAUCCCAACUGUAGUGUAUGAAUUUGCUUGGCAGUGGGAAAAAUAACUAACAUACUGCUCGUUCUCCAACAAACCUAUUUUUUAUGUUUUCUGUUGCUAUUUACUAUGGUCCCAGUCCUGCUGCCACUUGAAAUCAAUGAGGGUUUCAGCUGUGACUUCAAUGGAAGCAGGAUCAUGCUGUAUAAUACAGCGCAAUCAUAAGUAUACCAAUUUUGAGGUUAGAAUGCCUUGAUUCUUUGCACCUCUUUUUUACAAACCCUUAUCCUAAAUUACUAAUCAGUUGAGCAAGAGGGAGCAACUUUCUACAUACAGUAGGAGUCUGCAGCAUUUUUACUAUCCUGAUUGGCUGAGUCUGCUGCUGUUCCAAGUAAAAUAUUCUGAAUUCCAUUUUAUCAAUAAAGCUUGAUUUAACAAACAAGAAAUUUAAUCAUAUAUGUGUAAUUCCUCUUUUUUUUCCUGCCUUUUGAAAUUCUGUGCCAUUGUAAAUGAGAUUUCACAUGUGGAAAAAUAUUUUUAAAUAAUUGGUAGCCCAUUUUUAAAAUGGGGAGAACUUUGACCGUUGCCCAAGGCAUAGACAGACACUGGAGGAUGUAGUGGGUUUAAUCUGUUACUCUAUUUUACAUGGAUUUAUUUCAGGCUUUUUGUUUUUCACUGAGAUGAGCAUCAGUUUGAAUUUGCCUACUGUUUAAUGAAAAUACAUUUGUCAAAGCCUGACAAUCUUAACAUUUUAUGGUAUGUGUGUUUUUAAUUGACCCACUUAUUUAGAAUGAGAAACUAGUGGUUAAACAGUAUUUGUGAUUUGAAAUAUAGCAUGUUGACAAUAUGUAACUGUUGGUCAUUAAAAUUAAAUUCUAAUUUAAAAAUUUUAAGGGUAAUAAACAAACUAAAUUGACUUAAGCUUAACUUUCUCCCAUUGAACAUACAAAAAGUAAGUUUUCAAAUCAGUCGUGUUUGCAAAACUACUGUUUUGUGCACCUUGUAUUCUUGUCUUCUUAGGUUGAGGAUAUUGUGUUUGUUAUUAAUAUGUAGUUUACUUUAAUCAUUCAGUAGGCAGAGUCCCCAAAAGGAAAAUCAGUAAAAUAUAAGUAGCUUGUAACACUUACCACAACUAAACAAAAAAAUCAAAACUUGGUGUAAAAUUACUUUUUGAUAGGAAAAUGUAGUACAAUGCGUUUUGCUAUAUUUGUCUUUUCCCUAACUUUGAAAUAUACAUAUUUGUAUAUAUAGCCUUAAAACUAAUGCAGAGUUAGGGAACUUUGAACAGUGAAAAAGUAACUUAUAGUGUCUCAGAAUUAAGUAUAGUAUAUACCAGCAAAAUCUUUCUUUUAUCCCUCUUGUUUCUGUGGGGUGCUUAAACGUAACUUCAUUGUAUUUAGUUUGUAAUCUGUUCAAGCAUGAAUGAAGAAACCAUAAGCACUAUUUGUAUUUAUAAAUUUAUAGCAAUUUUUGGUUAAAGAACCAAUUCCUUACCUACCUACAAAUAAAUGCUUAAAAUGUCUAAUUUUGUUGUAGAGUGCAAAACUAUAAUAAUGUCAUAAGUUAUAGCUUCGCAAGCACCUAAUUAACAAAUGUAUUUAAUACUACACAGUAUGCUAGUACAGAAAGCUAAACUUAUUUUUAGGAUUAGGCAGAUAAAGUUCUGUUCUUUACUUUUCUACAUAGACUAAAGUUUAGUUCUCGAAACUGCAAAACCUUGAACUGGACUGUGGAAACUUUGAGACCUAAAAUCUUAAAAAAUCACAAGCAAAAUUGUGGUGGAAAGCCAUACUUCAAAUAUAAUCACUUAAAAUGUGUCAUAAUGACAUGCUGUGUACUAAAAGCAUUUUCAUCUGAGACCCUCUUCCUAAAAAUAUAAACAUAAUUCUUCUGCUAUUGCUACCAGUGCUGUAACUAGGUUUGGAGGUAAAGGAGGAAUGUCUAUUGCAAUCCUUCCUUUUUCUGCCUUACGUUCAGCACUUUUGUGUGGUCAGAGCACUGAGUCUAUUAUAUGUGCAUAAACACUGCCAUUCUAGGUACAGAUUUUGAUUACAAAAUACAUGUAUUAAGUACAUUAAAACAUUCUUGCAAAGGACUAGCUGGUCUUUUCAUGAAUCUGCAAAAAAAAAAAAAUCUUAAAAAGGCACUUUUGCACCUUUGUGCAUUUCCUUUUUGCACCAGUUAAACUUUUUUUUAAUGCUAAAAACAUUAGCACCUCAGGGGCAAGGCAGCAGAACUUUUGAAGUAUUGUGUGCUAUUUAUUUCCCUCGGGAAAAGAUUCCUGUGUGACACAAAUGCAAACAAUGUGCUGUUCAAAAAUGUAUUUUGAAUAGAUGUUCAAAUAGGAUGGUCCCAAUUUGCUUGUUUUUAAAAAGAAAUGACAUUUUGUAACGCUAUUUUGCUUCAUAUGCCAUGCAAGUUUCUGUGUUUUUCUUUAUAUUUGACAGCUUCACUGGUUUCAGUUUCUGUGAAUAUUGUUAUAGUCAGAUUAAAUGUUUCACUGAUCAUUUUGGGAAAAUAUUGUACUGCUUUAUAGAUAACACCGUUUCAAAUAAUCGUAAACUACUCUAGCUAAUUCAGCUUUGGGGAGGUAUUUUAUUCAAGGUAGAAUUUUAAAAUGUAUUAACUUUUAAAACCAGUGUCAAACUUAUUAAAUUCAAUUGCAUUUUUAAUAAAUGGGGCACUAGGUUUGCAAUUUACAGUGCCUGGGAGACUCCUGCAUUCAUACAGAGUCCUGAAAAGUCUGAGUGCAGGACUCUUGUCCUGCAUUGUAAAUUGAAAAUCUAGGUUCUUUACAGUUGGCUUGCUGUGGUGCUAGUCCAUCAGUAGCACUAUAGAGAGCUUGUCACUUUGCCAUCAUUCAAUUUCAUCCUUCGGCAGAAGUCAGAAUCAGAGAAAAGAAUUUCAUCUGCAUGUCUUUAUAGUGUGCUGAAUUGGGGUAAACCCAGGACAGGUGACCAUUACAGCAAGAUCUCUGAAGAAUAUUAACCAGUAGUUCAGUAACUACAACACUCCCUUGAUUAUUUUUCUAACCUACAGCACUUGUUAACAUCUUGUAGUUAUGGAUAUUGACUGACUUUUGAACAUCAGAACUAUCUACUGCAAAGUUAAUGCAUCCUCAAUUGCAUAGGUUAAAAUAUGAAUUAAAAAAUUUACUGGUCAUUUUGCUCAGUCCAAGAAUUUGAAAAUUCAUAAGGUAAUUCAACAAACUGAAAUAAGGAAUAUGGCAUUUAUUGCAAUUGUUAUUUUCCUUCUGCUAGUGCCAUCUUAACCUAAACUUUUGACUGUUAAUUAUGAAUAGGAUGGACAACAAGGCAACAUUUUGGCUGAACACCGCUGUUAAUCAUUUAAAAAAAAUAUUUUAGGGCUAAAUCCUUUGGCAGCUCCUUGUAAGGGAGUGUAACGGUCUUUGCAUAUUUCCUUAUGGAAUUGAUUUAAAAUAUAAGCAUUUUGCUUUAGUAUUAAACAUUCAUUUUUUGUUAAACAACUAUUGAAUAGAAGUUUCUUUAGCCUUACACGGGAGUGUCACACUAAAAAAAAUCAGAUUAUUUUGCUUCUGGUAGCUCUGUACAAACAUGAAGGCAUAAUUCCUCUCCUGAAGGGCUGAGAAGAUGGCUGCCACCAUCUUGCGACUCAGAAGUAUCAGUUGUAAUUGAACUUUAUUCCCAAAUAUAUCAGCAUUCAUUCAUGCUGACAAAUGCUUCUUACCUUAAGAACCUUUAGACUAACAUGUUUUUUUCAAAUUAGAUAACACUAUGUUCAAUUAGUUUGAUAUGUUUGAAUACUCUGAAUUGGUGUGGAAGUUUAAACCUUUAAUUUAGAGCAUGAUGUAUAAUAGGCAGCUGAGUAUUAUAAAACUUUUUACUAUAAAUAUUUGCUGAUUAGUUGCUUCAUGGGAAAUAGAAACUGGCAGCACAUUGUUUACUAUAUGUAGGUAAAGAGACCUGCAGUUGACAAAUUUAGUGUAAUGGAGUAGUCCAAUUUGCUGCCAGGCUUCACUUCAUUAGAUGUGAAAAUGAUGUUUUUAGCCUCCAUUGUAGCUCCUUGUUAGUGUCUGAAAGUACAUGUUCAUAAAUGAUUGUUUGGUCUUUAUACUGUUGGCUCAAAUUAGGUCACUUUUGAUUAGAUGGACUCUCAACACUUCAAAAAUAAAUUGGUGUUGUGAGAAAUGCUCAUACCGUGUGAAUUUUCUGAAUGCUGUGCUGAGCAAAAUGAAGGCCAUCUCUUAUGUGAACUGCAAAGCCAACAUGGAAAUUGAGUGAAGCUUAGAAGUAUGUUCUGACCAGACUACAGAAGAAUUCAACUCAGAAAUCAGACCUUGCAAUAAACUGCAUGAUUGGUCCCCUGAACUGAUAUGAACUGAAGUCAGUGGGUCUCUGUGGAGGCACAGGAAUAUACCUGCUGUGGUUCAUUGCAGGACUGCUUAAGUCUACUUAAAUGAAAUUGCUUUGCUAUAUUGUCAGUGCGCUGUGCCAUGGCAGUUGCUGUCAUAGCAACUCUUGUAAGAAGCCAUAGUAGUAAUUUUUU